This is a messenger RNA of Gigantopelta aegis, 2848 nucleotides long. RefSeq lists its product as uncharacterized. The transcript has 2 exons. The record is from RefSeq and is a predicted model, not a curated record. NCBI's taxonomy places the organism in Eukaryota, Metazoa, Mollusca, Gastropoda, Neomphalida, Peltospiridae. Bases 33 to 980 code for a protein of 315 amino acids.
UCCAUCCGUACCCUCGACUGUCUAAAGAACUAAUGUUCCUGCUUCCAGAGUCCAGGGUGGACGAUACGCCUCUCAUUCACAAAAAGAGGCGGGAAGAACUGCAAAGGUGUACCUCUAUUUCUGAUGAUUGCUCAGCCAGCUAUGAGCAGGAGAGUGAUAACACCGUGGCCGACAUGAAAUACACCAUGGCCAACCACCACCAAGUAACGAAGCGUCACAGCGGGGACGAGAGGAACGAAUCGACCAUCCGGAAACUGUGUCGCCUCAGCCGCAGCCUCAGCAUCGGCCACGCCUCCCACACACCCGCACCGCGCACCGGCAUGGACACGUUGUCACCCGGUCCACGGACGCCAAUGCUCAAAUCCGAUAGCAAUAAAUCAAAAAACUUUCUAUCGGCGAAUUUUCGAUCGAAAAACAGCCAACAACGCAAAAGCGAAAGUGCACUAGAUUUCAAAGGAGGGAACUUUUUAUUCAAAUCUUCCGACAUUUCCCUCAAUCCGUUGCUAGAAAAGAAUCUGCAACCGAAACACAACGAUGUGAGGAAGAAGCAAAAAUCGCCUCGCCAUUUUGGUCGCCUACGUGACAAUAUCAGCAAACAUUCGACGAUAGAAGAAAAGAGCGAAAGCGCCGACAGUCAGGAGUCGGAUGUAGCGGUCAGAUCGCACUCAUUUUCAUUAUAUUCCUCUUCCGACGGCGCGACUCCCAGAAUAAAUAACGAAGAACGUCAGUCAAACGAGCUCUUAGACCGAAAUAAACCACGCGACAACUCAACGAUAUGUGAUACUAAAAAUAACGUCAAACCACGUGACGUGGACUCGGCGGUUGCCGCGAAUAGAUCUCUGUCUAAACUGCAAAGUGUACGCGCGCUCAUCGAGCACGAGCGGCGCAUGAGAAUCAAAAAGCUUCAGUCCGAUUUACUGUGCAUUCAGAGAGAAUUGCAAGACUUGGAUGAUUUGGAGUACGAAGUGUCUCAAGUGUAACCCGGGCUUUAGUCGUCACGAGCUGGCGAGCUGUUUGUCUCAAAGUGUAGACGGGGCUUUAGUUAUUACGAGCCGGCGUGCUGUUUGUGUAAAGUGUGUAAACGGGGUAUUAGUUAUCAUCAGCUAGCAUGUUGUUUACCUCAAGUGUAAACGGAGCUUUAGUCAUACGAGUUUGCCUCGUGUAAACGGGGCUUUUAGUGGAUACAGAUGAGCUAAGGUACGAAAUGUCUCUUCUUUUAUUAAGUAGCCCGAAUACUCAGCCUUUCGACAGCUAGACAGACAUUUGGACGGUAGUGAUCGUUCUCUCAGCCAGGGAUAACUCUAUAGCGAAAACACGGAAUAGCCGUUCAAAUGUCCGUCCAGCUCUCGUACGGCAGAGUACUCGGGCUAGUGUUUAAAGGUAAACAUCCUGAAUUUGUAGCCUUUAAAAUAGUUAUUUAAUCUACUGUUAAACAGUAUGUAUAGGUGUCAAAGGAUUCUAGCAACUAAGGGUGGAGUGACAGUUGUAUAUCAAAUCGUCUUUCAACUGGCAGUAUGCAUAUUCUUCUGAGUUGGGGGAGGUAGGCCUCCCCCGGAAUCCGCUUUCACGUCUAUGACACGUGACAUACAUCUGGGUAAUAAAACCUAUACAUCCUUUGGCCCAAUUAUUUCAAAUUGUGUUUGACGGUUGGCAGAAACCAAAAAUUGCAACGUACGAAAUAAUUAAAUAAUUAUUGUACACAAAACUAUAUACUGAGCUUCUACAAACAUUGGUGUGACCAGAAAUGUAUUGAAUAUGCAGAAAUUUCCAUCACAUGAAAAUGUAAGUAUACUGUCAUUUCAUUAAUUAAAAGGUUAUAAUGGCUAAAAACAUGCUCCAAGUGCUACUAACUCAGGAGUCGGGAUAAACCCUGUAACAGGGAUUGUGUUAUGGCUUGGCGUUCGACGUAUUAUAUUAUGUGUAACCUUGGCUUUGAUAGUGUUGUGCAGCAUAACAUUGUUUGAGUGGUUAAGAUUGAAUCCUUUACAUGUAGACCAUCCGUUACAAUAUAUUACAAUGAUGGUCAUUAUAAGUGUUCUCACGUGUCACACACCCAUCAUCAUAAUGCCGUUAUGCGCAGACGGUCAGGGAUCAUUUCGUAUAAGGAUCCCCGUUUUAUCACGCCCGGAACACUUUUUUAUUGCCAAUAAUUUUUAAUUUUAAACAACGAUUCAAGCUUGUAUAAUGCACAAGCUGUUCCUAGACCAGUGCUGCACAUAUAUACCCAUUUGUCUCGACAAAUUGCUUCAAUCUUCAGACAACAGGCGCAUGGGCAUUACACUGUGCAUGAGAUUCUAGACUGACCAGCGGCAUUUCUAGGGGUUCAGGUCAUGCUCACCCACCCACCCCCCGAAAAAUAUAUUGAAAACAAACUUCGCUAGGCGCAGGGGUGUGUGUGUGUUUAUACCAUAUCACUAGGAACACACACACACACACACACAUGUACACAUCCCUGGACAUUUGAUCUUUAAAGUUGUGUUCCGAAUGGGACAAAGCUAUACCGUUAUAUAAAGUGGCCAUCAUACGAAGCCGCUGCCUUGAGCCUGUAUAGACAUGAUUCGGACGAUCAAGAACAUACGAGAUGUCCAGAAAAUAAUAUUAGACGAGAAACUGCAAUUUUCAAUCAUUGGUACAGUAUAUUCCGAGAUGAAUAUGUAAUGACAUGAGCACCCCUCUCCACCCCACCACUCCCCCGUCUAAACAGUGUUAGCUAUACACGUAUGAUGUCGAGUAGUGUCAAGCCAGUCGACUGAAGUAGGAUGUAACGCGGAUGUAACGCUUGCGUACACCAUGUUGUUUUUGAUAAUGAAGAUAAAUAAAGAUGUGCUUUAUAUUUGAUAAAUUCAGU